AUGCAAUCCUCCCACGAGAGACGUCUACCUAUAUCUAGACAUUUCCAUUUGCUUUCGAUCUCAUAGGUUCUUUUCAUUUCUCAAUUAUUAUCACCAUCUUCUUUCAGUUUUGGACCAAAUAUCAUGAAGCCCCUCAUGCUAGCCAACCUCACCCUUUUAUUCCUUUGCUUUGAAGCCACUCACCAAUCUCCAUGGCCUCUCACUCUUCUUUUCCCGUUUUUGUUUUUCUUAGUUAUCCUUUUGAACUAUUGGCUUGUCCCUGGAGGCUUUGCAUGGAGAAACCACCGUCAAAGCGCUCCCAAACUACGUGGCCCAUCAGGUUGGCCUAUAUUAGGCAACUUACCUGAUCAAAUGGCUGCUCUUGCUCAUCGCAGAUUGGCCGCCAUGGCCGCGUCACAUGGUGCGACUCGGCUCAUGGCAUUUAGUCUAGGAGCCACUCGUGCAAUCAUUAGCAGCCAUCCUGAGACCGCUAAGGAAAUCCUAUGUGGGUCUUCUUUUUCAGACCGACCAAUAAAAGAAUCAGCUCGUUUACUGAUGUUCGAGCGUGCCAUUGGUUUCGCUCCCUCCGGCAAUUAUUGGCGCCAUCUUCGUAGGAUUGCUGCAACUUACAUGUUCUCCCCUAGGAGAAUCUCCAGGCUGGAGGAACUGCGGCAACGAGUGGCUAAUGAAAUGUUUGUUGGAGCGUGGAAGGAGAUGGAGGAAAGAGGAUUUGUGGAAUUGAGAGGCAUAUUCCAAAGGGGUUCUCUGAGUAACAUUCUAGAGAGUGUGUUUGGGAGUUGCUUAAAUUUAGAAAGAGAAGAGUUGGGUGGUAUGGUGAGAGAAGGGUAUGACCUGAUAUCAAAAUUUAAUUGGGAAGAUUAUUUGCCUCUAAGGUUUUUGGACUUCUAUGGGGUGAAGAGAAGGUGCCAUAGAUUGGCAGGAAAGGUUCGUAAUGUUGUGGGUCAGAUGGUCAAAGAAAGAAAAAGUAGUCCUGGAGAUCAGUCGUUCAGUGGUGGUAAUGAUUUUCUUAGUGCUUUGUUAUCCCUGCCUAUGGAGGAUCAACUAAGUGAUUCAGACAUGGUUGCUGUCUUGUGGGAGAUGAUAUUUCGUGGAACGGACACGGUUGCCGUACUUCUAGAGUGGAUAAUGGCCAGGAUGGUUUUGCACCAAGACAUUCAAACAAAAGCCCAGCAAGAGCUUGACACGUGUGUGGGCAAUAGCAGGCACGUGCAAGAUUCCGACCUACCAAACCUUCCUUAUCUCCAAGCCAUAGUCAAAGAAGUUCUUCGUAUGCACCCUCCAGGCCCAUUACUCUCGUGGGCCCGUCUUGCUGUCCAUGAUGUCCAUGUCGGUAAGGUCCUUGUGCCAGCUGGCACAACAGCACUAGUGAACAUGUGGGCCAUAACCCACAACCCAUCCAUCUGGAAGGACCCAUGGACCUUCAGGCCCGAACGUUUCAUUGAAGAGGAUGUGUCCAUCAUGGGCUCCGAUCUAAGGCUCGCACCAUUUGGGUCAGGCCGUAGGGCGUGCCCUGGCAAGGCAUUGGGGUUAGCCACGGUGCACUUGUGGCUCGGACGGCUUCUUCAUCAAUUUAAAUGGCUUCCGACAGAGCCUGUAGAUCUUUCGGAAUGCUUGAGGCUCUCGCUCGAAAUGAAAACUCCAUUAACAUGCCGUGUGGUUCGUCGAUGUAGCAUUAUGAGCUCAUGAAGCUUGUUAAUGUACUUUGUGUCUAUAUAUAUAUAUUUAAAAUAAAAAUAAAAAGAUGGUGUGGUUCUAGGAACUAUGAAAAAAAGUGUGAUUAAGGAUAUGGUAAGCCCGAUGUUUAAUUUGGAUGGGGAGGAAGUGGACGCCUGAACAUUGUAAUCUGUUGUAUUAAGUUACUCUAUUUAUGUGUAUAUUGAAGUUGGUUGAGUUUGAGUU
Alnus glutinosa is the source of this 1899-nucleotide messenger RNA. Its product is annotated as cytochrome P450 78A5-like. The transcript has 2 exons. The record is from RefSeq and is a predicted model, not a curated record. Lineage: Eukaryota; Viridiplantae; Streptophyta; Magnoliopsida; Fagales; Betulaceae. Bases 124 to 1686 code for a protein of 520 amino acids. Gene Ontology annotation, molecular function: oxidoreductase activity, acting on paired donors, with incorporation or reduction of molecular oxygen; iron ion binding; monooxygenase activity.